This is a messenger RNA of Vitis vinifera (wine grape), 1411 nucleotides long. Its product is annotated as putative disease resistance RPP13-like protein 1. The record is from RefSeq and is a predicted model, not a curated record. Bases 164 to 1051 code for a protein of 295 amino acids. NCBI's taxonomy places the organism in Eukaryota, Viridiplantae, Streptophyta, Magnoliopsida, Vitales, Vitaceae. The transcript has 2 exons.
AAAGGAAAUUCCAAAGGCACUUGAGAAAUUGAUACAUUUAAAAUACCUUAAUCUAUCACAUUGUCAUGGAUUGAGGGAAUUGCCGGAAGCAAUUUGUGAUUUGUAUAAUUUACAAACCUUAAAUAUUCGUGGAUGUGAUUCACUUGUGCAACUACCACAAGCAAUGGGUAAACUUAUUAAUCUGAGGCAUCUGCAAAAUUUUCUAACUAUUCUUCUAAAGGGCUUGCCAAAAGGAAUUUCAAGAUUAAACUCUCUUCAAACAUUGGAGAAAUUCACUGUAAGCAGUGAUGGUCACAAUGAAUGCAAUAUAGGAGAUUUGGGAAACUUGAGCAACCUUAGAGGGGAGCUUGAAAUAAGAGGGUUGCAGAAUGUGGAAAAUGCAAGGGAGGCACGAGAGGCAAAUUUGAAGAAUAAGAUACACAUUCAUCAUUUGACAUUGGUAUUUGAUCCACAGGAGGGGACGAACUAUUUGGUUGGAGCUCCACGAUCCCAUUCGACAAAUUUAUUACCUGAAGUAAAGGAGGGGCCGAAGAGUGUGGUUGAAGCUCUACAACCCCAUCCAAACUUGAAAUCUCUAUGUAUACGGGGUUAUGGUGAUACAGAAUGGCCUGGUUGGAUGAUGAGGUCAUCAUUAACCCAACUGAAAAAUCUUGAACUCUCAUAUUGCAGUGGUUGUCUGUGUAUGCCUCCCUUAGGGGAACUUCCUGUCCUCGAGACGCUAGAAAUCAAGGGUGUGGAAAGAGUGAAACACAUUGGUGGCGAGUUUUUGGGAUCAUCAUCAACAAUUGCAUUCCCAAAGCUGAAGAAACUGACUUUUCGUAAUAUGAAAGAGUGGGAAAAGUGGGAAGUAAUAGAAGAAGAAAAGAGGUUAAUAAUGUCGUGUCUUAGUUACUUGGGAAUCCACAAAUGCCCAAAACUGGAGGGACUGCCUGAACGUGUCCUCCAAAGGACGCCAUUGCAGGAAUUAAUCAUCACAAAAUCUGGUACUCUCCAACAGCGUACCAACAGGAUAUUGGAGAGGAUGGACAAAAAGUAUCUCAUCUCCCAAUAGUCAAAUAUGGAGGGGAAUGAAGAUCGGUCAUUAGACUUCCCUCUGGCUGCUCAUGUUACAGUGUGCAUGCCUGAAACCAUCUACUAAGAGGUCAUGCUUGGAUUUAUGGUAUUGAGAAGCAAAUUUUCUAGAACCAGACCAACUCUACCAUCUCCGCUGGAUUUUCUGCUCAAUAAAUAUAAAAUUAAUGGUGAUAUAUGUGUGUACAAUAAAACUAUUUUCAUAAUUGAUUGUAAUAAAUGCUUUAUGUAAUCCUCUACGGUUGUCUAGAAAUUUGAAGUUUUUCCCUUUAUCUUGCAUCUUUGUUUCAUCGUAUGUAAUCUUCUAUGGUUGUCUAGAAAUUUGAAGUUUUUCCCUUUA